GCUAUGAGCUGAAAGUUGCGUGAGUUCAAAGCAAAUAUGGAGGAUUUCAGUGACUCGAAUUCACACGAAAUGACAGAAAAUCAUGUUCAAAAACGAUGUAAUAAUCAGUGGGUUCGGUUAAAUGUUGGUGGUACAUAUUUCUUAACGGCGAAAACUACUCUAGCUAGAGACCCCAAUUCAUUUCUCUACCGAUUAUGUCAAGAAGAUUCUGAUCUUAUCUCAGACAGGGAUGAAACUGGAGCAUAUUUAAUAGAUCGUGAUCCAACAUAUUUUAGUCCUGUGUUAAAUUACUUACGUCAUGGGAAAUUGGUUAUUAAUAAAGACUUAACAGAAGAAGGUGUUUUAGAAGAAGCCGAAUUUUAUAAUAUUACAGAACUUAUUCGUUUAGUGAAAGAAAGAAUUAUAUUAAGAGAUACUAGACCAUUAAGAGACUCAAAAAAACAUGUUUAUAGAGUUAUCCAGUGUCAUGAGGAUGAAUUAACUCAAAUGGUAUCAACGAUGUCUGAUGGAUGGAAAUUUGAACAGUUAAUUAACAUAGGAUCUCAAUAUAAUUAUGGAAAUGAUGAUCAUGCUGAAUUUCUAUGUGUGGUCAGUCGAGAAUAUGGAGCCACUCAACUCAAUAGUAAGGAACAGGAGUCAACAGAUCGUGUCAAGGUUCUGCAGCAGAAGGGUUCUCGCAUGUAAUCUCUAAAUCCAUAUUUUUCUUUUCUUGCUUCAUUUAAUUAAAUCAACUGUGCAGCAACAAGAUGAAGACUAUUCUUAUUUCUACAUAUAAAAUUUAAGUUCACACAAGGUCUUCAUUGCUUCAUUUUCAAUAACAAAGAAGAAGAUACAAAGGUAUAAUAUCUUUUGUAGAUACAUAGUUAUCAUACAACACAAAAUGAAAUUAUAAAAAUUGAAAGUAUUAUAUAUUGAUAAACAAAUUAUUUUAUUUUUUUAAAUUUUAAUUUUAAUUUCUAACAUUUAAUGAGAAUGAUAUGGAUUGUAAUGAUAAAAAUAAUGCUGAAUUAUUUCAUAAGGGAUCAUACAUUUUACAAUGGAAAAAAUUAGUAACUUUUUAUCCCACAUCUGUAACACUCUCCUUU
Messenger RNA from Frieseomelitta varia, 1085 nucleotides. RefSeq names its product BTB/POZ domain-containing protein KCTD5 (gene inc). Gene Ontology annotation, molecular function: cullin family protein binding. Gene Ontology annotation, biological process: proteasome-mediated ubiquitin-dependent protein catabolic process; protein homooligomerization. The coding region runs from base 37 to 684 and encodes 215 amino acids. Gene Ontology annotation, cellular component: Cul3-RING ubiquitin ligase complex; cytoplasm. The record is from RefSeq and is a predicted model, not a curated record. The transcript is spliced from 4 exons. NCBI's taxonomy places the organism in Eukaryota, Metazoa, Arthropoda, Insecta, Hymenoptera, Apidae.